Molecule: messenger RNA, 2521 nt
Organism: Setaria italica (foxtail millet)
Lineage: Eukaryota; Viridiplantae; Streptophyta; Magnoliopsida; Poales; Poaceae
Product: monosaccharide-sensing protein 2
Exons: 2
Coding region: 68-2314 (748 amino acids)
Biological process (GO): transmembrane transport
Cellular component (GO): membrane
Molecular function (GO): myo-inositol:proton symporter activity
Source: RefSeq, a predicted model, not a curated record
UUUACCUGGCUAGCUCUUUCGUCCCAACCAGCCAACCAUUCUAUUCUUUCAGAGGUCGCCGCCGGCCAUGCAGGGCGCGGUGCUGGUGGCCAUCGCGGCCGCCAUCGGCAACAUGCUCCAGGGUUGGGACAACGCCACCAUCGCCGGCGCCGUCCUCUACAUCAAGCGCGAGUUCCACCUGGAGACGCAGCCCGCCCUCGAGGGCCUCGUCGUCGCCACCUCCCUCAUCGGCGCCACCAUCAUCACCACCUUCUCCGGCCCCGUCUCCGACAACGUCGGCCGCCGCCCCAUGCUCAUCGCCUCCUCGCUUCUAUACUUCGCCGGCGGCCUCAUCAUGAUGUGGUCCCCAAACGUGGUGGUCCUCCUCCUGGCGCGCCUGGUCGACGGCUUCGGCGUCGGCCUGGCCGUGACGCUGGUCCCCGUCUACAUCUCCGAGACGGCGCCGCCGGAGAUCCGCGGCCUGCUCAACACGCUGCCGCAGUUCACGGGCUCCUUCGGCAUGUUCUUCUCCUACUGCAUGAUCUUCUACAUGACGCUGGCGCCCAGCCCCAGCUGGCGCUUCAUGCUCGGCGUCCUCUCCCUGCCCUCCCUCGCCUACCUCGCCCUCACCGUCCUCUACCUUCCGGAGUCGCCGCGCUGGCUCGUCACCAAGGGCCGCAUGAAGGAGGCCAGGGCCAUCCUCCAGAUGCUUCGCGGCCGCGAGGACGUCUCCGGCGAGAUGGCGCUCCUCGUCGAGGGCCUCGGCAGCGGCGGCGACACCGUCAUCGAGGAGUACGUGCUCGGCCCGGCCGCGUCGGCGGCGGACACGGCGGAGAACGAGACCACCGGCGGCGGGGAGCAGCAGCAGCAGGUGACCCUGUACGGCCCCGAGCAGGGCCUAUCGUGGGUGGCGCAGCAGGUGCAGCAGGGCAGCGUGCUCGGCAGCGCCGUCGAGCUCGCGUCGCGCCAGGGCAGCAUGUACGAGCAGCUCAAGGACCCCGUCGUCACGCUGCUCGGGAGCGUCCACGAGAAGAUGCCCGACGCCGGCGCCGGCCCCGGCAGCAGCGCGCGCGGCAGCACGCUCUUCCCCAACCUCGGCAGCAUGCUCAGCGUGGCGGAGCGCCCCGGUGACUGGGACGAGGAGAACGUGCCGCCCAACGACGACCUCGACGAGGAGGAGGAGGAGGAGUACCUCUCCGACGAGGAGGCAGGCGGUGGUAGUUCUGGAGCCCUGCAGGCGCCGCUGCUGUCGAGGCAGAGCACCGACGUGGAGACGGGCAGGAAGGAGGACGGAAUGCAGCGGUACAGCAGCAUGACGGGCGGCGGGGAGACGGCGAGCACCAUGGGCAUCGGCGGCGGGUGGCAGCUGGCGUGGAAGUGGACGGAGAAGGUGGGGCCCGACGGCGUGAAGCGCGGCGCCGUGAAGAGGAUGUACCUGCACGAGGACGGCGGCGGCGGCGAGUCGGGACCCGGCGAGUACGUGCACGCGGCGGCGCUGGUGAGCCGGUCGAUGCUCUACACCAAGGACGUGAUGAUCGGGCAGAGCCCCACCCCUGCCUUCGAGAACCCGCCGGAGACGGUGGCCAGCAAGGCGGCCGCGGCGGGGCCUCGGUGGCGCGAGCUCCUCGCGCCGGGCGUGCGGCGAGCGCUCUUCUGCGGAGUCAUGAUCCAGAUCUUGCAGCAGUUCUCGGGCAUCAAUGGUGUGCUGUACUACACGCCCCAGAUCCUUGACCAGGCCGGCGUGAGCGUCCUCCUGGCGAGCCUGGGCCUGAGCGCCGACUCCACCUCCAUCCUCAUCAGCGGCCUCACGACGCUGCUGAUGCUCCCCAGCAUCGGCCUGGCCAUGCGCCUCAUGGACGUGUCCGGGCGCCGGAGCCUGCUGCUCUCCACCAUCCCGGUGCUGAUCGCGUCGCUGCUGGUGCUCAUCGUCGCCAACGUGCUGCCCAUGGCCACCACCCUGCACGCCGCGCUCUCCACGGGCAGCGUCAUCGUCUACUUCUGCUGCUUCGUCAUGGGGUUCGGCCCCAUCCCCAACAUCCUCUGCGCCGAGAUCUUCCCCACGCGCGUCAGGGGGCUCUGCAUCGCCAUCUGCUCGCUCACCUUCUGGCUCGGCGACAUCGCCGUCACCUACUCGCUCCCCGUCAUGCUCAGCUCCGUCGGCCUCGCGGGGGUCUUCGGCUUCUACGCCGUCGUCUGCUGCCUCGCCCUCAUCUUCGUCUACAUCAAGGUGCCCGAGACCAAGGGAUUCCCGCUCGAGGUCAUCAUCGAGUUCUUCAACAUCGGAGCCAAGGCGCUGCCGGGGGCAGACCAGGACCAGCAGCAGCAGCAGCAUUAGGAGGCCUAGCUACCUGCUGCCUCGAUCGUCUCAUCAAGUCAUGAUGCAUUCGAUUGAUUCAACCAAUAUAUGAUCUGCUGCACAGCUCGAUGAAUAAGUCAAAUUUUGUAUAAUUUUCUUUUUAUUCGUAGGAAAUUAAAGCACAACUUCUCUUCUUGUCAAAUUUUGGAGCUCAAAGCCAAUUAUAUUAGUUCCUUUUUAUUUUGU